Molecule: messenger RNA, 2865 nt
Organism: Branchiostoma floridae (Florida lancelet)
Lineage: Eukaryota; Metazoa; Chordata; Leptocardii; Amphioxiformes; Branchiostomatidae
Product: zinc finger protein OZF-like
Exons: 2
Coding region: 895-2271 (458 amino acids)
Biological process (GO): regulation of transcription by RNA polymerase II
Cellular component (GO): nucleus
Molecular function (GO): RNA polymerase II transcription regulatory region sequence-specific DNA binding; DNA-binding transcription factor activity, RNA polymerase II-specific
Source: RefSeq, a predicted model, not a curated record
UUCUGUAUUUGCUUGCAAAUAACACCUUUCUAGUAUCUCUGUCAGUUUGGUUUCAUUCUUUAUUGUUAUUUAUACCUGUACUCAGUACUGUAGUUUGUAAGAGCAGGAACGCAAAACUUUGUUAUGCCCUACUUCUCGGGCCGAAUGACGUUUGCCAUUUCGUAUUCAUUUUUAAUCUUUGUAGCUUCGAGAUGACUUUUGGUAGAUGCCGUCUUUGUAAUUGUACUUUACAUGCUCUCAGUUUGGGCAUAAACACGCCAAAAAAUAUUUAUUACCAAAACUUCACUGGGCAUUCUAAGACCUACCAAGUCUUUGAUAUUUUGUGUACAUUUUUAGUCCGAGAUGACAUGCUCCGUUGUUGUUAUUUUAUCAUUUGGAAGUUUUUUUAAAAACAUCUUUCAUGUCAAAUCUCAUCAUAUUCAUAUCUCAAGAUCAACCCAUAAAUCAAAUAUUUGAUAUAUCUUGAUACAGUCCAUCCAAACCUUCGAAAGUUACUAGUAUGCUAGACUGAAGAAACUACCCUACAAGAUCAACAAAUAAAUGCUGUACACGCACAAACAUGCAUAUACACGCAUUCAUACACACAAGGACGUUCUAUCACCUUGAUACACACAAACAUACGCACAUGCAUACAUACAAACAGUAACACUACCGACUACCACAUUAAUGGUAGGUAAUAAAACAAAUAAUACAACAAAAAACAGCGUUAUUUUAGAGUAAAGUAAAACCAGGCAGCAUAAUCUUCAAUUGGUUGAAGGCGGCUGCCUUAAUCGAAAGAAGAAGAAAAAUACAGUUAUGUUGUUAAACUGUACGGGGUAAUCAGGUAAAUCAACUUUGACCUUCGACCUCAAAAGCUCAAAGGUCAGUUUCCAGGCCGCCAUUUUGAUUCAUCGAAUGAUCACGGGCAAGAUUCCUUUGUUUCCAGUUUGGCCAUUUAUAAGGCAAUUCUACACAUUCACAGUUAAUCUGCACCAUAGACCGGUAGAAAUGGACGAAAGAAACUGCGAGGUUGCUAUGGACGGCCACCAAGCUGUGUAUACUAGAGACGAAACCAGCAGCAGCGAGAAAUUAGAAACGGCAAGGCAGCAGAACAAGGAAGGGGACAUGGAAACGUGCGGAGUAGAAUCUGACCAUCCUCCCGCACAUGGCCAUAUAGGGCAAGCGGACACUCUUCCGGUGAAACGUACUGUGGAUAAACGCUUUGUGUGUGCGGAAUGUGACUAUAGAGCAAUCUCAAAGUCCGUGCUGUCAAAACACACAAGAACACAUACUGGUGAGAAACCCUUUAAAUGUGACCAGUGUGACUAUGCUGCUGCACAGAAAGAACAUUUAAAGAGACACAUGACUAAACACACAGGAGACAAGCCUUUCAUGUGUGGGGAGUGCGGAUACAGGACGACUUGCGUGUCUUACUUACCCAUACAUAUGAGAAAACAUACAGGUGAGAAACCCUUUAGGUGUGAUCACUGCGACUAUUCUGCUGCACAGAAAAGCAACUUAGACCAACACAUGGUUCGACACACCGGACUUACCAAGGGCAAACCCUGCUCAACUGCGCAGAAAGGUACUUUAGAUCGACACAUGACUGAAGACGACGGAGAGAAACCCUUCAAGUGUGGGGAGUGCGGAUACAGAACUGUUCGCAAGUCUUCCUUAGUCACACAUAUGAAACGACAUGCAGGUGUGAAACCUUAUAAAUGUGACCAGUGCGACUAUUCUGCUCUAGAGAAACACAGAUUAGACCAACACAUGUCUAGACACACCGGCGAAAAACCCUACAUGUGUGGGGAGUGCGGAUACAGGACGGCUUACCAGAGUGACUUAAACAUACAUAUGAGAACACAUACAGGUGUGAAACCAUAUAAGUGUGAUCAGUGCGACUAUGCUGCUGCACGGAAAAAAUAUUUAGACCGACACAAGGCUAAACACACCGGAGAAAAACCCUACAUGUGUGGGGAGUGCGGAUACAGGGCGGCUGACAAAACUGCCUUAACCUUACACAUGAGAAAGCAUACAGGUGCGAAAUCCUAUAAAUGCGACCUGUGUGACUAUUCUGCUACACAGAAAGGCGAUUUAGACAAACACAUGGCUAUACACACCGGUGAAAAACCCUACAUGUGUGGGGAGUGCGGAUACAGAACUGCUCGCAAGUCUUCCCUAUCUCGACAUGUGAUCAAACAUACAGGUGUGAAACCUUACAAGUGUGACCAAUGCGACUAUGUCACAGAGAAAAGGUAUUUAAAGAAACACAUGAUCACGCACGCUCCUUAAACAGUUCACAGUUGCAGACACUGGACGGUUGAACAACAGUUGGCUCCAUGAACAAGUAAGUUAGGCCUGGUCAAACAAACCGCUGAGAAACCCUACAUGUGAGUGGAGCGCGGGUUCACAGGGAAAGACCUUACAUUUAGCGGCAGCUACAGACUAAGCCUUCUAUCGUGUAUUUUAAAUCGUUGUGGUUAUGCUCUCAAGUUUCAGUUUUGCAAGUUUCUUCAACGUUCAGAUCCUACCUAGACAUACAGUUCAUGUUUUUUGCAUGUCACAGUCUGACGGCAACACAUGUUCACAGUAAACGGCAUAAUACAUAUAAGAGAUACUGAUAUUCUAGGUCAUAAUGCUACCUCAACUUGAUGAAUUUUGAUAUAACACUGCAGUCAUUGACUUGGUGCUGAUGUUUCAUACAUCAUAUCAAACGUUCUUUUUUUAGUAGAUUAUCUUCAUUCCUUGUAUUCUUAUUAUUAGCGGUAGCAUGACUAGUACUAGUGUUACAUGUAAUAUAUUAUGAUGAAAUACAUGAUAUCAAUUUACAUGAUUUGCAGUUACAACAUAUGUCAUAUGAAAAAGUAAAAUCAACUGUUUGUUCUA